Messenger RNA from Sinocyclocheilus grahami, 1745 nucleotides. RefSeq names its product SH3 domain-binding protein 5-like. Gene Ontology annotation, molecular function: protein kinase inhibitor activity. Gene Ontology annotation, cellular component: cytoplasm. Lineage: Eukaryota; Metazoa; Chordata; Actinopteri; Cypriniformes; Cyprinidae. The record is from RefSeq and is a predicted model, not a curated record. Gene Ontology annotation, biological process: intracellular signal transduction. Bases 370 to 1572 code for a protein of 400 amino acids. The transcript is spliced from 6 exons.
CUAUUUACCUCGCUCCUGUAUAUCACAUUUCGUGUUGUUGAAUGGCGGAGGGAGUGCGAUGUUAGCCAUGGGGUAAAGCUGAGGCAUAUAAAUGGACUUUUGGCGAUUAUUUGUCAUGUAAUCUUCAUAUUCGUCUUCAGUUUACCUUUCAUGGCACUUUUAAACUCACCAAACCGGUUUAUUUAUUUGCUGGUAGUCAUUUGCAGUAGCGAGCAAGCUAACAAACUAACGUUACCACAAUAAGUAAUAAAGGCAAAGACAUUUAAAAUAUAGACAAGUGACGCUACGUCUCUGUUUCGCGUCCGAUCGGGCAGGUUUCGUCUUGUUAAUCUUCAACAUUUGAUCUCGGAUUUACGGAGAGGCCUGUAAAUGGAUCCAGCGGUUUUGCGUGAAAGCCCUGCGGGUUCAGGAGCACCUUCAGUGGAGGAGAGCGGAGGAAAUCAGCCGGAGGAUAGCAGAGAAGCUGAUGGGGAAUCCGAGGAGACAGAGAUGGAGAGAACUACAUGUCAAGAUGAAAACUCACUGCAUGGAAAACUGACUGAGGAGGAAUUAGAUCCUAGAAUCCAGGAGGAACUGGAGCGUCUGAAUGAGGCCAGUGAGGAGAUCAACAAGAUGGAACUGGAACUGCAAGAGGUUCGGUCCAGCCAUAGGAGGAUGAUGAGUGAAUCUGUGCUUAAACUCAAGGCGAAAAGUUCAGAACUGGGGUCCUGCAUCGAGAAGGCCAGGCCUUACUAUGAGGCACGAAGAAAAGCAAAAGAGGCCCAGCAGGAGACCCAGAAAGCAGCGCUCAGCUUUGAGAGAGCAGUGUCCAUGCACUUGGCUGCUCGAGAGAUGGUCCACGUGGCUGAACAGGGCCUCACUGCAGUCAAGACGCUGGAUCCAACCUGGCAAGAGAUGUUGAAUCAUGCUACCUCAAAGCUGCCGGCCUCCGCUCACUCAAGCCACCGGCUCUUUGCUCUGAAAAUCAGGGUCCCUGCAGCUGAGCAUGUUCAAAACAUGUUUUUGCAGGAGCACAAGUCGAAAAUUUUACAAUUAGAGGAGCGCAUUUCCAAAGCCAAGUUAAAUUAUUCCAGCACUCUGCGCCACCUGGAGCAAAUCAGCGAGGAGAUUCAUGCCCAGAGGGAGCAGGACCAAACAAAGGAUGGACCAAUCAAAACGUGCAGUGGGCGGAGCCCUCCUGUAGGAGCAGAGACAAUCAACAGCACAGGUACCGAAGGCGGAGCCUGCGGAGGCUACCUGAGACCAAACGAUUGGGUGGCUGGAAAAGAGGACGUGGCUAAUACCAGAGAGUGGGUGGAGACACAUCAGAACUCCAGGUGGGUGGACAUGGGAAGAGCAGAGGUGACACGAUCUGGUUCAGACUCUCUUUCCUUCGUCAGCCUCCAGACCAUCAUCUCUGAUCUUGAAAAGUGUGACUCAGUUGAACACCUGGGCCGCCUCAGCAGUGACAUCAGUCUCUCAGGGGAAGAAGGGGAGAGAGACGGGAUGGAGAAUGAUAAAAAGCUAGUGAGGCAAAUAAACGCAGACAUUUCAGAGUUCCUCAAACAACACAUAAGAAGUGUCAGUUUAUGAGUGCGUCCAUGAAUAAUGCUUUUUCUAAGUUUUCCUUAGGCUGGCUGCACACCCGAUUUGCAUCCCUGAACGAUCGGGGGGGUGUGGCCUGAUUCGCGGCUUGUCGCAAACAAUUUUUUGUCCAAAAAAUCCUCUAUUGUGUGGUGUCAUUAUGAUUAUUUAUCUGCUCCCGA